Molecule: messenger RNA, 2445 nt
Organism: Ailuropoda melanoleuca (giant panda)
Lineage: Eukaryota; Metazoa; Chordata; Mammalia; Carnivora; Ursidae
Gene: PLCXD3
Product: phosphatidylinositol specific phospholipase C X domain containing 3
Exons: 4
Coding region: 255-1220 (321 amino acids)
Biological process (GO): lipid metabolic process
Cellular component (GO): synapse
Molecular function (GO): phosphoric diester hydrolase activity
Source: RefSeq, a predicted model, not a curated record
GGAGGGGAGAGAGGAGAAAGCCGAGCGCGGACGUCAGGAACAAAAGCUCCAGCGGAGUCUGGCGGAGGCACUAGGGGAGCAUGGGGUGUUUUGAAUAAUUAUUAAAAUUAGCAUGUGUCUGCGCCAUCCUGUGGGUGUGGCGCAGAGCGGAGUGUAAACUCUAGCGGGGCCGGAGCAAACAUCGGAUUAGCGGCAGCAGCCUGCCAGCCUGCCGAGGAGUGCGGGGACCAGCGCGCGGCACGCCGACCGGCACGAUGGCCUCGUCUCAGGGGAAGAACGAGCUGAAAUUCGCCGACUGGAUGGCAACUCUUCCGGAGAGCAUCCACAGCAUCCCCCUCACCAAUUUAGCCAUCCCAGGAUCUCAUGAUUCCUUCAGCUUCUAUAUUGAUGAAGCCUCACCAGUAGGGCCUGAACAACCAGAAACCGUCCAGAAUUUUGUCUCUGUGUUUGGAACUGUAGCCAAAAAGCUGAUGCGGAAAUGGUUAGCCACUCAAACAAUGAACUUUACUGGUCAGCUAGGCGCCGGGAUCCGUUAUUUUGAUCUUCGAAUUUCCACCAAGCCCAGAGACCCCGACAAUGAACUCUACUUUGCUCAUGGUUUGUUCAGUGCCAAAGUCAACGAAGGCCUUGAGGAGAUCAAUGCAUUCCUCACAGACCACCAUAAGGAGGUAGUAUUCUUGGACUUCAACCAUUUUUAUGGGAUGCAGAAAUAUCACCAUGAAAAACUGGUCCAAAUGCUGAAAGACAUCUAUGGAAACAAGAUGUGCCCAGCAAUUUUUGCCCAGGAAGUUAGUCUAAAGUACCUGUGGGAGAAAGACUAUCAAGUGCUGGUCUUCUACCACAGCCCAGUGGCUCUGGAAGUGCCCUUUCUCUGGCCUGGCCAGAUGAUGCCAGCACCCUGGGCCAACACCACAGACCCGGAAAAACUGAUCCAGUUUCUUCAGGCGUCCAUCACCGAGAGAAGAAAGAAGGGCUCGUUUUUUAUAUCUCAGGUGGUGCUGACCCCCAAAGCUAGCACUGUGGUCAAAGGAGUGGCCAGCGGCCUCAGAGAAACUAUCACGGAAAGAGCUCUUCCUGCCAUGAUGCAGUGGGUCCGCACUCAGAAGCCAGGAGAGAGUGGCAUCAAUAUUGUCACUGCUGAUUUUGUAGAACUUGGUGAUUUCAUCAGCACUGUCAUAAAGCUCAACUAUGUCUUUGAGGAGGGAGAAGCCAACACUUGAUAGGACCAUUUGGAGCACCCACGAAUUUUCUCUCUGAUGAUUCACGAUUCAUCCCUCGGGAGGAUCUUCAGCCAAGCACACUUGCAAUGACACAGGAUUUAACUUAUAAAUAGGACAGAAAACAAAUCUUUCAACAUAUUAAUGAAGAAUGAAUAGAAUAUAGAGGUAACUAUGUUGUAUUUUCUUGAACUUAGAUGCUUUCUUAUAAUGUUUGCUUACAAUUAGCUUUGUCAUAUUUGUCAUUUGGGUGCUGGAAAAAACAAACAUGCAGAAGCUUUAGACUAAUUGUGCAGUUUUUUAACUGGAGAACGCUUGUUAUUGCUAUUAAUGAUAUGCACACAGAAACCUUGUUUGACAAAAAGUACUUUCAAGUCAGUGCUAUGGUUUCCAUGUGGACAUACAGUCCCUAUGUAACAGGCACCAAGAGUAAAUGGACUUGCCUUAAUUUCUAAAGGAGGGAACAGGUAGAAGUGAACUGUGGGUCCUCCAGCUAGAGGGACAGUCACCAGGAUGGAGUCCUUGGAAAAGAGAAUGGAGAGAAGGCGACUUUGGCUGUCUUCUGUCCAUUGACUCUGCCCUGGAGCACAUUUAGGGAGCAGGCUGUGGGCCUUCAAUAAAAAGUGCGGGUGAGGACUAGUAUUAUGCAAUCAGAGCUUACCCUCAGCCUCUGCUCCUUUGUCUUAGCGGGGCGUUGUCUUUCCAGAGAGCUAGGAGCACAAGGGCUACAAAUAGGCCCCAAGAUAGUAGGCGGUAAGUCUUGGUGCACUUUUUUUUUUGCUUUCUUUUUUCUUUUUUGCUUUUUCUUGAGACUAUGUCACAAGUUCUGCAAGGCAAAAAACAGAAACAAAAUCCAACUUUUACCCAAUCUGCAGCAGGAAAUCAAAGGAGUGGGUAGGAUGAGGGAAAAUAUGCAAAGAAUAUCAUUUUUUGGUUUGCUUUCCCGUCUGUAAUUUUGAAGGACCAAAAUGGUGAGCACUCCUGCCAUUAUCAUUUAUGUCUCCCUUAUUUCUACACGAUCGUGUGAGUGCAGAGAAUGAGGAGGCAUCUUUUCAAAGCCUUAGGAUAUUCUAUGUGAUGACCUCAAUAUUCACUUUCAGCCAUACUGGGAAAACUCACUUUACAUGGAGCGCCGCCUCACAGGGAAUGUACUAGAGCACGUAGUGUUUGGCAUAUAUGCACCUGUAUGUGUACACACAUGCAAACACACACACACACGCACACACAC